Varanus komodoensis (Komodo dragon) is the source of this 1282-nucleotide messenger RNA. It is a transcript of the gene PGLS, whose product is annotated as 6-phosphogluconolactonase. The record is from RefSeq and is a predicted model, not a curated record. Lineage: Eukaryota; Metazoa; Chordata; Lepidosauria; Squamata; Varanidae. Gene Ontology annotation, biological process: pentose-phosphate shunt; carbohydrate metabolic process. The coding region runs from base 79 to 867 and encodes 262 amino acids. Gene Ontology annotation, molecular function: 6-phosphogluconolactonase activity. The transcript is spliced from 5 exons.
UUCCGCCAUGGGUCCCUCCCGGCUUCCUUGCCUGGCCUUUCAGUUCCCCCACCCCGCCACUUUCCCGUCGCGUUCGCCAUGCCCGGUUCUUCGGUGUCACGGCGCGGCCCGGCCGCGGCAGCGUCGCCGCCCCAAGUCUCUGUCUUCCCUUCUCCGCAGGAGCUCGGCUCGGCGCUGGCCCAGCUGGUGGCCCAGCGGGAGGCUCAGUCCGGGCCCGGCGGGCGCUUCUCCCUGGGUCUAUCAGGUGGGAGCCUGGUGCGGAUCUUGGCCCAGGAGCUGCCCACCGCUGUCGCCUGCCCUGCCCGCUGGCUCCUGGCUUUCGUGGACGAGCGACGGGUCCCGCUGAACGACCCCGAGAGCAACUACGGCGCCUACAAGACAUAUCUCCUUUCUAAGUUUGUGGUACCUGAGGACCAAAUUGUUGUUAUCAACCCUUCCCUCACAGUUGAAGAGGCAGCAGCGGAUUAUGCCGCAAAGCUGAAAGAGGCCUUCCAGGGUGAGGAUAUGCCUGUGUUUGACCUCUUGAUCUUGGGAGUAGGCCCAGAUGGACACACUUGUUCACUUUUUCCAGAUCACCCUCUCCUGCAGGAGCGGGAGAAGAUAGUGGCUGCCGUUCGAGAUUCCCCAAAGCCACCUCCAGAGCGGAUCACGCUGACUCUCCCAGUGCUGAAUGCUGCUCGGAGUGUGGUGUUUGUUGCCACUGGGGAUAGCAAAGCUGCUGUGAUAAAGCGCAUUUUGGAAGGUGAUGAGGAAAACCCAUUGCCAGCUGCCCUUGUCCAGCCACACACUGGGAAGCUCUACUGGUUUUUGGAUGAGCCAGCUGCGAAGGAGUUGACGAUUCCUUUUGAAAAGCACUCCAUCUUGUAGGAAGCUCAUGUCCCAUCACCUUUCUGGUUGGGAAAAGUCCACCAAGUGUGGGUUGUGGGUAGAUCCCAGCCUGCUAACAUUCCAGGUCACGGUCUCCACGUCUGGUUUUAGUGCUCAGGAGUGACACUAAACUAACACUGUCUUUUUCUUCUUUCUUUCUUUCUCUUCUCCCUUUCCUCUUACAAAAAUUAAGAAGUGGUACAUUUGUGGAGCACUGUGUAACAAAUAUGAUUGUUUCUGUAGCCAGGGCAAAGUGUGAAAUGGGAUGCUUGGGUCCAGCUAAAGUUGCAAAAGGAAAGUCGCAGGAAACGGCAUUACAAUCUUUAUCAUGUGAACGGUCUACUGUGGUGUAAAAAGUGAAUGCACAAUUAAAGAUGCAAGUUAAAGCCACUGAGUGGUGGCACAGUGUGUUCCA